Messenger RNA from Cicer arietinum (chickpea), 1508 nucleotides. Its product is annotated as adenylate isopentenyltransferase 3, chloroplastic. The record is from RefSeq and is a predicted model, not a curated record. Gene Ontology annotation, cellular component: mitochondrion. Gene Ontology annotation, biological process: cytokinin biosynthetic process; tRNA modification. NCBI's taxonomy places the organism in Eukaryota, Viridiplantae, Streptophyta, Magnoliopsida, Fabales, Fabaceae. Gene Ontology annotation, molecular function: tRNA dimethylallyltransferase activity.
CUUCUCUUGUCCACAAUAUAUUUAGUUAAUUACCACUUUUGAGUUCUUUGUGUGUGAGCUUUCAAAACAUACUUUAGCUACAUAGACUUGUAUCUACACUCACUUAGACUCAACUUUCUUCAUAGUUACAUGUCCUAACAAACUAGACCAAACACAACAACCUUAGCCCUUCACAAAUCAACAUCCUAUAAAACACCAAACAUAAACAAAAAUCACAUCUCCAUCAAUUACAUCUUAUAAGAUCAAAUAAUUAACAUCUCAAAAUUUCUUUUUAUUUUUUUAUUUCUGUGAAUUGGUUUGAUCAUAUCAUCAUGAGCAUCUCAAUGUCCAUGUGCAGAUUAAUUAGACAGCCCCUAAUAAGUAAUGUUCCAUGUAGUGGGAAAAAAUUGAAUGUGAGACAAAUUCAGAAAGAAAAUGUAGUGUUGGUGAUGGGAGCAACAGGGACAGGAAAGUCAAAGCUUUCAAUUGACUUAUCCACUUAUUUUCCAUCAGAAAUAAUCAACUCAGACAAAAUUCAAAUCUAUGAAGGUCUUGACAUCGUAACAAAUAAAAUCACCAAAGAAGAACAAAGAGGUGUACCACACCAUUUACUAGGAACACACAAUCCAAACAUAGAGUUCACAUCCAACGAUUUUCGCGAAAAAUCAACCUCGGCUAUUGAUUCAAUCACAAACCGGGAACAUCUACCGAUUGUCGUUGGUGGCUCCAAUUCCUACCUGGAAGCCUUAGUCGACGACGACGAUUACAAAUUUCGAUCCAGGUACAACUUUUGUUGUCUUUGGGUCGAUGUGUCAAUGCCUGUUCUUCAUUCCUAUGUGGAACAACGCGUCGAUCAAAUGCUUAACAAUGGAAUGGUGAAUGAGUUAAGACCCUUUUAUAAUCCAAACGGCGAUUACUCAAAAGGCAUAAGAAAAGCCAUUGGUGUUCCUGAAUUUGAUGAGUAUUUUAGAAUGGAAAAUUUAGUGGAUGAUGAAAGUAGGAAAUUGUUGGUUGAAAAAGCAGUGAGUGAAAUGAAGAUGAAUACGUGGAAACUAGCUAGGAAACAGUUGAGGAAGAUUCAUUGGCUUAAGAAUGUUAAGAGAUGGGAGAUUCAUAGAUUAGAUGCUACACCUGUGUUUAAGAAGAGUGGAAAAGAAGCUGAUGAAGCCUGGAAGAAGAUUGUUGCAGAGCCAAGUGCUAUGAUUCUGGCACACUUUUUAUAUAACUCAUCAAAUACAGCAACAAAUGUUGUUUCUUCCAAUCUUAGAGUGCCUAUUUCAUCUCAGAAUGUUUUGGCUGCUGCAACAUGCUAGAAGAUGAAAUUUUGUUUAGCACAGAAAUAAUGGUAAUUGAAUAAUUGUUUCAUUUUUGCUUUGAGAGGGGUAAGGAGAGUUUUGAGAAAAAUAAAAAAGUUUUAUCUACUAUCAUUGGAUAUAGAACAUAAUAUAUGCAUAGAGAAAAUGUAUCAGGUGGGAUCUUCUUCAACUUAGACUUUUAAAUAUAUAACUAAAGGGUAAAUUUUUUACACA